Messenger RNA from Amaranthus tricolor (Joseph's coat), 1600 nucleotides. Its product is annotated as alcohol dehydrogenase class-3. Gene Ontology annotation, molecular function: zinc ion binding; S-(hydroxymethyl)glutathione dehydrogenase [NAD(P)+] activity. Gene Ontology annotation, cellular component: cytosol. The record is from RefSeq and is a predicted model, not a curated record. The transcript has 9 exons. NCBI's taxonomy places the organism in Eukaryota, Viridiplantae, Streptophyta, Magnoliopsida, Caryophyllales, Amaranthaceae. The coding region runs from base 187 to 1329 and encodes 380 amino acids. Gene Ontology annotation, biological process: formaldehyde catabolic process.
AAGGAGCUCAAUAAAAGUAAAUAAAUGAAGACAGCCAUCAGACCGACUGAGUAGUGACCCAUUGAAGGAUAGGUGACAGGUCUGCUCUGUCAUCGUCGAUACUCUAAUCGUCUCAAUCUCUCCUUAAAUUCCUCACAUUUCCUUGUUUUCUUUGCUCUUACAAGUACAAAAAAAGCUCGAAUACCAAUGGCUGAUACUCAAGGAAAAGUCAUCACCUGCAAAGCGGCGGUUGCUUGGGAACCCAACAAGCCCCUUUCCAUUGAAGAUGUCCAGGUUGCUCCGCCGCAAGCCGGUGAAGUUCGAAUCAAAAUCCUUUUUACUGCGCUUUGUCAUACUGAUGCCUACACUUGGAGUGGAAAGGACCCUGAAGGUCUCUUCCCAUGUAUUCUUGGCCAUGAAGCUGCAGGAAUCGUGGAGAGUGUCGGUGAAGGUGUCACAGAAGUGCAACCUGGAGAUCAUGUUAUUCCAUGCUACCAAGCAGAGUGCAGAGAGUGCAAAUUCUGCAAGUCAGGGAAGACAAACCUCUGUGGAAAAGUACGAGCAGCUACUGGAGUUGGUGUUAUGAUGAAUGAUCGCCAGACUCGUUUUUCCGCUAAUGGGAAACCUAUCUAUCACUUCAUGGGAACUUCAACAUUUAGUCAAUACACCGUAGUACAUGAUGUUAGUGUUGCGAAAAUUGAUCCACAAGCUCCUUUGGAAAAAGUUUGCCUUCUUGGUUGUGGUGUACCGACAGGUCUUGGAGCUGUAUGGAACACUGCAAAAGUAGAGCCUGGGUCCAACGUUGCUAUUUUUGGUCUUGGAACUGUAGGCCUAGCUGUUGCAGAGGGUGCUAAAACUGCUGGUGCUUCACGGAUCAUUGGUAUCGAUAUUGACCCCAAGAAGUUCGACGUAGCUAAACGUUUCGGAGUGACAGAAUUCGUGAACCCAAAGGAUCACGACAAGCCCAUUCAACAAGUGAUUGUGGAUCUAACUGAUGGAGGAGUUGACUACAGUUUUGAGUGCAUCGGAAAUGUCUCCGUGAUGAGAGCGGCUUUGGAGUGUUGCCAUAAAGGGUGGGGAACAUCCGUUAUUGUGGGUGUUGCAGCCUCGGGUCAGGAGAUUUCUACUCGUCCAUUCCAACUCGUGACUGGCCGUGUUUGGAAGGGAACAGCUUUUGGUGGUUUCAAGAGCCGAUCUCAAGUACCAUGGCUCGUUGAGAAGUACAUGAAGAAGGAGAUUAAGGUUGAUGAGUACAUAACUCAUAACUUGGGCCUCGGGGACAUCAACAAGGCUUUUGAUCUGAUGCAUGAAGGUGGUUGCCUCCGCUGUGUGUUAUCUGUGCACGACUAAAUCAUUUAGUUGAGUCGUCAUAAUUUAACUAUACACAAAACACCGUUAUGGCUGUCUAUGACGUUUUUCUUUCCUAGUUACAGUAUGCUUUGCUGAAUGAGGCGACAUGAAGCAAAGGAAAACUAUUCAUGUUGAUGUGUUUAAACCCGUGUUUGAACCUUAUUCGGAAAAUGUUAUAGAACCGAUUGUAUUAGGCGGGAUAUGGAGUAAAAACUUUACAUAAGUUGGCAUGGUUCAGUACAAUUUAUAAUAUGCCAUCCUUUCAAUUGAA